Messenger RNA from Phragmites australis (common reed), 1410 nucleotides. RefSeq names its product ubiquinone biosynthesis O-methyltransferase, mitochondrial-like. The record is from RefSeq and is a predicted model, not a curated record. The coding region runs from base 99 to 1100 and encodes 333 amino acids. NCBI's taxonomy places the organism in Eukaryota, Viridiplantae, Streptophyta, Magnoliopsida, Poales, Poaceae. Gene Ontology annotation, biological process: ubiquinone biosynthetic process. The transcript is spliced from 9 exons. Gene Ontology annotation, molecular function: 2-methoxy-6-polyprenyl-1,4-benzoquinol methyltransferase activity.
AAACCCAUUUGUCCACAUCUCAGGCAAUACCGUCGUGUCACCUCCGAGUCCGAACUCUGACCUCGCCGGCGUCCCGUAGCUACACGAAGCCGCGAACGAUGCUCCGCCGCCUCCCCCACUCCCUCCGCCGCGCCCUCCUCUCCUCCGCCUCCACCCCCCGUGUCAGGGCACAAAUCCCAAGCCCUAACCACUCGCCUCCCUACGCCCUCCUCCCCCGAUGGCGCCGUUGUGCCUCGGCAGCCUCUUCCUCGGCCCCGCCCCAGCCCCCGCUGCCGCCUUCAUCUCCGCCUCAAGGCCCGUCGCGAUCGGGCGGAGGACCCAACGUCUCGUCGCUGAACCCCGCGGAGGUCGCCAAGUUCGCAGCCAUCGCCGAGACCUGGUGGGAUGCCAAUGGUCCAUUCAAACCUUUGCAUUUGAUGAAUCCAACCAGACUAUCUUUCAUCCGCUCCACUCUUUGUAGACAUUUCGGGAGGGAUCCAUAUUCAUCUAAGCCACUUGAAGGUCUCAAAGUUAUUGAUGUUGGAUGUGGAGGUGGCAUUCUGUCAGAGCCUCUUGCUCGGUUGGGAGCUACAGUUACUGCAAUUGAUGCCGUCGACAAGAAUAUAAAGAUCGCAAGUAUUCAUGCUGCAUCUGAUCCAACGACCGCUUCCAUUGAGUAUUGCUGCGCAACAGCUGAGGAACUGGUAAAAGAGAAAAGACAGUUUGAUGCUGUAAUUUCUCUUGAGGUGAUUGAACACGUUGCUAAUCCUUUGGAGUUCUGCGAAUCUCUCUCAGCUUUGAUAGUUCCUAAUGGUGCCACUGUAGUUUCCACAAUCAAUCGGUCAAUGAGAGCAUAUGCUACUGCAAUAGUUGCUGCUGAGUAUAUCCUCAAUUGGCUUCCUAAAGGCACACAUGAGUGGUCCAAAUUAGUCACCCCUGAGGAGCUUGCCCUAAUGCUGCAAAAGGCUUCUGUGUCCGUUCAAGAGAUGGCAGGGUUCGUUUAUAAUCCAUUGAGUGGAGAGUGGUCCUUGUCAGAUGAUAUUAGUGUCAAUUAUAUUGCUUUUGGCAUCAAGAAAAGCGAAACACCCUCAACAAAUGACACAGAAGCAAGGUUAUCAUAGUUGGAGAAAAAGAAUUGACCUUGAAUUAGCAGUGCAUCUUUUUUGGAAGCCAAAAUCAUGUCACUUGAAUAUUUACUGCUGGGGAUAUACAACCAAGUAGCAGAAGAGAUAAUUUUCCUACCCUUUUUGUUAGCCUCUCGAGGCGUGUAGUAUUGCCAGGAAGCCCCAUUGAAAAGUUGACGGAGAGAUGACUGCUAACAAUCAGAGAGCUUUGUUUUCGUUUAUUGUAAUAUAAGGAUGCUUCAGACAAUUUUCUCAAAUUUGUGGCAGUUGUUGUUCUAAAUAAAGUGCUGUACCAUAGAAUUGAACA